Molecule: messenger RNA, 2770 nt
Organism: Tachysurus vachellii
Lineage: Eukaryota; Metazoa; Chordata; Actinopteri; Siluriformes; Bagridae
Gene: arf6a
Product: ADP-ribosylation factor 6a
Exons: 2
Coding region: 1005-1532 (175 amino acids)
Biological process (GO): vesicle-mediated transport; intracellular protein transport
Cellular component (GO): cytoplasm
Molecular function (GO): GTPase activity; GTP binding
Source: RefSeq, a predicted model, not a curated record
GACGCCACCGAGCUGGUUUCCUCUGGUAGGUUGUACGUCUGCGAUACAGCUUAUUAAAAAAAAAAAAAGAACCACGUGAUUAUAAAAUCAUUUCAUAUGUUUCUAGUACGCCUUUACGACCCGAACACGCUUUCUGAAAUUCACGGCGGUCGAGUUUUAAAUGUGAAUGGCGUCCAUUUCAUUCAACCGCUGACAGACUCGUAUGUUAGCUAAAUGCUAAAUGGCGUAGCGCACGAGCGCUUCAGAGGAAGUGGCGGGUGAAGCAGGUCCGCACCUUUUCCGGUAACACAGCGCGGCUGAAGGGGACUGAAGCGAGCGACUAGAGGGGGAGAAAGAGAAGGAGGAAUAACGGAUUUGUUGGAGUCCGCCGCGUUUGGAAGGGAGAAAGAAUACACGGAGAACGGAAACUCGGAUUCAUCAAUGACUUUCGGAGUUUUAUUUCCCUUUGGCUGGUUGUUCUGCUGCUACGACGUUAAGUACACAAUAAUCAGCAUGAACUCUUAAAGGGAAACCCGGGCGCUUGAAUGUGCCGAGAACCGGCGAACAAGGAGGAAGUCUGGACUGCUGUGGACCAGUGAACGGGCCGCUGUGUGUCUGAAGUCUAAAACACACACACACACACAAGGACUGCUGAGGAGUCUUAAGAGCUAAGAACGGAUUUUAAUGAACCUGUCGUUGAGCCACCAGGAAGGACAUCGAGACGUUCAGGGAGGCUGAUUAUAUUCACACACACACACACACACACACACACACACACACUCUCUCUCUCUGUCUCUCUCUUUUUUCUAUUCCUCUAAAGUAUGCAGAUUGAUCUAGCUCAGAAUUUCUACUCAGUAUCAUAGAAGAGCCGUAGUUUUUGGUGCGAAGCAAUAGUUUUGCUGUCUGUUACAGUAUCUAAAAAGCCGAAGUAUUAUAGUAGCACGUAACCCAGCCAAAAGUACGUUACCAAAAAAAAUCCAAAUCUUUUUCUCAGUCGUAAACGUAAUAUAUGCACACCCAACAAGAUGGGGAAAAUGCUUUCAAAGAUCUUCGGAAACAAGGAGAUGAGAAUAUUGAUGCUUGGACUUGACGCAGCCGGUAAGACGACCAUUCUUUACAAACUCAAACUGGGACAGUCAGUCACCACCAUUCCAACUGUGGGCUUCAACGUGGAAACCGUCACAUAUAAGAAUGUGAAGUUUAACGUGUGGGAUGUGGGAGGGCAGGACAAGAUACGACCGCUUUGGCGGCACUACUACACAGGCACACAGGGGCUUAUCUUUGUGGUGGACUGUGCUGACAGAGAUCGCAUUGAUGAGGCCAGACAGGAGCUGCACCGCAUCAUCAAUGACCGUGAGAUGAGGGAUGCCAUCAUUUUGAUCUUUGCCAACAAGCAAGAUCUGCCAGACGCAAUGAAGCCACAUGAGAUCCAAGAGAAGCUCGGCUUGACCCGCAUCCGAGACAGGAAUUGGUAUGUUCAACCCUCGUGUGCUACCACGGGUGACGGACUAUACGAGGGCCUGACCUGGCUCACUUCAAAUUAUAAAUCUUAAUGCACUGUUCACUUGGACUGGUCAGUGCAAGAGAAAUAGAUAAAUGAAAAAAGUAAAAUGAGCAAUGAAAAAAAUUAUAAAAUGGAAGCAUUUAAUAAAUCAUUCCUCUUGCAUAUGUUGGCAAAAAAAUUUGCUUAUAAUCCUGUUUUUUGUUGAUCUUGUUUUUGCCCUGUAACAGUUUUCUUUUACAUUAUCUACCAAUUUUUUUGGCUGGCUCUUAAGUUUGCGUUUGGCACUAUUAGAAUCAUAUUACAUUCAAAUGCCACUUAUUGUCUUUCAAUAUUACAUAAGUGUUCUUUUUGGAUAUAUGGAGAUGUAGAUUUCUUUUGCUCCCAUUAAGAUUUCUUUUUAGUCACUGCGUUUAUUUGAUGCUUGAUCAUAUUUUCUUUUAAUCACCGCACCAUACUUAUGUUGGUAUUCAGCUUGCAUUUUUAUUUCAUUGAACCCAGAUUUUGCCCAUGAAUGUAGUUGGAGUGUCACCCACCGUUCAUUCAACUGUUACACACUCCAAGGUUUCUUUAUUUCUUUCCAAACAUGUUAUCUGUCCUAAAAUGGCAUCAUGUUACAAGAAUCCAGAAAUGUAAAGAUCAAAUUUUGUGACACUGGCUGAUUUUUUUUUUUUUCUUCUAUAUUUGAGUUAGUGGAGAUUGAUUAGUAAAUGAGUAUUAAAAUUGUCUGGCUUCUUCUCUUGGGAAGCACAAACAAAAGGUGUUUCACAAGAGAUGAGCUAAAUUCACAGAGGGAGCAGUGCAUGUAAUGGUGUCACAGAGGGAACAAGUACAAGGGCCAUUCACAUUUCUCUUCUGACCUUGUGCCCUAAAAAGUGUUUACUAACACUACUACCUUUUAGUCAUCUGGAUCUUUCAUGGUGCUCUGGAUUCUGAUAUGCAAAUACAAUACUCCUCAGCUACAGAAUGCAGUCAGACAAGGUUAUUACAAUCAGUGCUUUCUUGUAUUAUUUAGAAUAAUUUGUUAUGCUGAAAAAAAACAUGUUCCAGUUCAACAAUGUAGUAAAGAAGAGAAAUUUUAAAACCACCUCACACAGGAGCAAUUUAAGUAAAGAAAAUGGUUUCAGUAUUAGGUCAUGAUUGGCCUGUUUUAAUUCAAUGUCCUUCUGAGUUCUUCUUUUAUACUUUGUGGAUGGACUGUUUCAUCAUAACUACAGACUUCUAUAUGCAACAUGAUGAUCUCUUGCUUGGUAUAGCAAAUUAAACAAAACCCAAAGUUCAUCAAUUCAA